AGUUCACUGGCUGGUAGUGUGGGAGCAAGGUGGAAAAGAAGACACACUCCCUAUAUGAACCGCGGCCCUCCAAAUCAGAUGCAGGAGACUAACAUAGAACUGUGUGCAUGCCUGCUAUAGGACUUCUACACGGCCCUGGGACUACGGGGAUGGGGGAGUGAGAGUGAGCCCGUCUCGGGGUGGGGGCGAGGGGCGUCUUCGUGCCUCGGGUAGUAGGCCAAACCCAACAAACUGCAAAAUGCGACUGGGAAGCAAGAGCUGGGGGCCAAAGGAAAGCCCAGACAUUCGGACGAAGGCCAAGGCUGCGACCGAUCUUGGGGUGGAAAAAGCUCUCCUGAGCGCAUCAAGAAUCAGCACGCUACCGAAGCGCCACCGCACAGAGACGCCAGCACAGUGACUUCCUCCUCCCCCCGGUCCGCGCUCCCCGCGGAAGCUCAGCUCCAGCCUGAGCGCCGGAGAACCGGGCUUCUUCUCUACGUCCCCGGGGGCUCCGGACUCUGACCCACAACAUGAUCCUCGCCCCUCCGAUUCCAAAUCGCUGGCCACCCGCUACGUGACAUGACGUCAACACGCCGUUCCAGUUCCGUCUCCGCCCUGCAGCUCGGCGCCAAGCUUUGCCAUCAUCGCCACGCGCCGUCUUCUCCCUAUUGCGCAUCAUUGCCAAGCGUCCCCGUUACGCCAUCAGUAGGCGCCUUCCCGCCCCCUUAGGGUUCAAUCUCCUGGCGCGCGAGGUCCUGCUUUAUUUUUCUUCCGCGAGUGGAGUUUCCUCUGCUCCCUGCAGACAUGUUUCCAGGCGUCUCCUCUCCGUGGACCCCCGGGCCGGGGACCCGCCGGGGUCCGCUAGUCGGAAUCGGGCCGGCGUCCACGCCUAGAGCGAGCCGAAGGGGUCUGUCUCUGGGGUCUGCAGUUAGCUCGCCGGUGCUCUUCUCGCCCGUAGGCCGGCGCAGCUCAGUGAGCUCUAGAGGAACACCGACACGGAUGCUCCCUCACCAUUCCAUAUCAGAGUCUGUGAACUACGAUGUGAGAAUGUUUGGCUCGUCUCUCCCUGUUAAGAUCAUGGAAGCUCUGACUCUGGCUGAGGCCAACGAUCAGCUCUCUAUCCACAUAGACGAAGGUGGGUGGGCUUGCUUGGUGUGCAAAGAGAAACUCCUUGUUUGGAAGAUUGCUGUGUCACCUGUCACUAAGUUGUCUGUCUGCAAAGAACUCCAGCUGCCCCCUAGUGAUUUCCCCUGGAGUGCUGACCUGGUGGCACUCUCUUAUGCUGUAACCUCAGGUGAAGUACAUUCUGUUCAGGCUGUUGCUGUCAUGGUUGCUACCAAAGAGGGGUCCAUCCGCUAUUGGCCCAGCCUCGCCAGGGAAGACACCUACUCAGAGACGUGUGUGGACCUGGGAGGAGAGAAGAUGUGCAAGUUCCUGACGGCAGUGCAGGGAGGAAGUUUCAUCCUGUCCUCUGUGGGGAGCCAGCUGAUCAGAUUGAUUCCCGAAAGCUCAGGAAAGAUUCACCAGCACGUGCUUCCCCAGGGCCAAGGCAUGCUCUCAGGGAUUGGCCGGAGGGUUUCCUCCCUUUUCGGGAUUCUGUCUCCCGCUAGUGACCUCAUGCUGGCCAGUGUUCUCUGGGACAGCGCAAGAUCCAGUUUCUACACCCUGACGAGUUCAAACAUCAGUAAAUGGGAACUGGAUGAUUCUUCAGAGAAGCUGGCUCACAGCUGGGACGUGCACAGAACCCUGAAGGAAAGCAUUACUGAUGCUAUUUGGGGAUCCGAAAGCAACUACGAAGCCAUUAAAGAAGGGGUCCACAUUCAGUAUUUGGACUUGAAGCAAAACUGUGAUGGACUCCUGGUUUUGGCAGCAGCAUGGCACCUGGGAGACAGUCCCUGUCUCGUUUAUUACUCUCUGAUAACGGUGGAAGACAGCGGUAACCAAAUGUCAGAUACGAUUACUGUAGAAGUUACUCAGUACAACCCACCUUUCCAGUCUGAAGACCUGAUUCCAUGUCGAUUGAUGGUGCCGAACUUUUCAAGCCAGAUGACCUAUCUUUAUAUGGAGAAUGCUGUCUUUGUGUGCUCCACAGGAACUGGGAAGUUUUCUCUUCCUCAGGAGAAAAUUGUCUUUGAUGCACAAGGAGAUGGCAUUCUGGGCGCCGGCUCCUGUGGAGGUGUUCCGAUCUUUUUUUCUAGGAACAGUGGUCUGGUGUCUGUCACUCCAAGGGAAAAUGUGUCCCUAUUAGCAGAGGACCUGGAAGAGUCUUUGGCCUCUUCAGUUGGUGGGCAGGGCAAUGAGAGUAUGGUUUUUGAGACCACAACAAAAAAUGAAACUGUAGCCCAUGAAGAUAAGACAAAACUACUUAAGGCUGCAUUCCUACAGUACUGCAGGAAAGACUUGGGCCGUGCUCAGAUGAUGGCGGAUGAGUUCUUUUCCUCUCACACUGACUUGAAUUCGGACGCUGAGUUAGACAAGGCUGUGACUCAGAUCAGCAUGGACCUGGUGGACGACUACCCAGCCUCAGACCCGCGGUGGGCGGAGUCAGUCCCCCAAGAGGCCCCUGGACUGAGCAACACAUCACUGAUCAUUCUGCACCAGCUGGAGGACAAGAUGAAAGCCCACUGUCUCUUAGUGGACUUCCUUCACCAAGUCGGCUUGUUUAGACGUCUCAGCUCUUACCCAAUCAGAGGGACACCCAUGACAACCCGCCUGCUGCUCUGUGAACAUGCAGAAAAGCUGUCAGCUGCGAUCACACUCAAAAACCACCACUCUCGGCUGCCUGAGCUGGUGAACGCAGCUAUCCUGCUUGCCCUGCACAAGAGGGAGUGUGAGGUCCCUUCCAGCCUGACUCCUGCAGACGUCUUCUUCCGAGAGGUGUCCCAGGUGGACACUAUCUGCGAGUGUCUGCUGGAGCAUGAGGAACAAGUCCUGCGUGAUGUCGCGUUGGACUCUCAGGAGUGGGCAGAGGUGGCGAUCCACGUGAAUACAGUCCUCAAGGACAUGCUGCAGGCUGCCACUCACUACCGACUAAACAGAAGCUCCAUGUACAGUCGGGAAGAACCGCUGGGGGAGGAACCGGAGUAUGUGCCGUGGACAGCUACAAGCGGUCCGUCCGGCAUCCGUACAGUCAUCAUGCGCCAGCAUGGGAUCAUCCUGCAGAUGGUGUAUCCUCAGGCCGACAGCAACCUCCGCGGCCUUGUGAUGGAGCAGCUGGUGGCGCUGAUCGACUGCUUCCUGGACAGUUACGUUUCCCAGCUGAAGUCGCUAGAGAAAUCCACAGACCAGGAAAGAUACAGCAGUCUGGAAGUGGAAUAUCUGCAGAAAAGAUCGGAACUCCUCUCUCCCCUUCUCACACUAGGCCAGUACCCAUGGGCAGCUUCUCUGGCAGAGAAGUACUGUGACUUUGAUAUCCUGGUACAGAUGUGUGAACAGACGGACAACCAGGCCCGACUCCAGCGCUACAUGACCCAGUUCGCUGACCAGAAUUUUUCAGACUUCCUCUUUCGUUGGUACCUGGAAAAAGGAAAGCGGGGCAAGUUAUUGUCUCAGCCCGUUUCUCAGCACGGACAGCUGGCCAGUUUCCUGCAAGCCCAUGAGCAUCUCAGCUGGUUACAUGAGAUUAACAGUCAGGAGCUAGAAAAGGCUCAUACGACACUGCUUGGUUUGGCAAAUAUGGAAACUCGUUACUUUGCAAAGAAAAAAACCCUUCUCGGCUUGAGUAAACUGGCUGCAUUAGCUUCAGACCUUUCAGAGGACACGCUGCAGGAGAAGAUUGAGGCAAUGGCUGAGCAAGAGCGCUUCCUGCUCCACCAGGAGACCCUGCCAGAGCAGCUGCUGACUGAGAGACAGCUGAGUCUUAGCGCGAUGCCUGUGUUGACUGCCCCGCAGCUCAUCAGUCUGUACAUAUGUGAGGAAAACAGAAGAGCCAAUGAAUAUGAUUUUAAGAAAGCCUUGGACUUGCUGGAAUAUAUUGAUGAGGAGGAAGAUGUGAGCAUCGAUGAGCUGAAGCUGGAGAUCCUAUGCAGAGCCCUGCAGAGAGACGACUGGUCUAGUUCAGACGGCAAAGAUGAUCCGAUCGAAGUCUCUAAAGACAGUGUGUUUGUGAAGAUCUUGCAGAAACUUAUAAAAGAUGGCAUCCAGCUCAGCGAAUACUUGCCAGAGGUGAAGGACCUACUUCAGGCAGAGCAGCUGGGAAACCUGAAGUCCAACCCUUACUUUGAGUUUGUUCUAAAAGCAAAUUAUGAAUAUUAUGUCCAGGGACAGAUGUGACAUUUGUAAAAAUGGUUGUUUCUAAAAUUUGUAUAAAUGUUUGCUUAUAAAAAUUUGAGUCUAAAAUAACUAGGUUUUAAUCAACUUGACGUUUAUAUAGUUUCAUCUGUGGCAGCAAGGUUUUUUCAUGCUUAUUUGGUAUAAUACAAAAUUGGGGCAUAACCCUAAUUUUCUUUCAGUUGUAAGGUAUUUUCUUCUCAUUUUCCACUUGAAGUCACCCUUGUUUCUGUGUGGCUGCCCUUUCUUCAGCCUUCCUUGGUCCAAGGAGGCAGGCAGUUUCUCUCUGGCCCUGUCUCCUGUGUACAGUAUACCUGUUCUGAGGAUUGGUUUUUCUUUUCUCUUUCUUUUUUUUUUUUUAAUUGAUUUUUAUUGAGCGCUACAUUUUUUUCUGCUCCCCUCCCUGCCUUUCCCCUCCCCUUCAACCCUCUCCCAAGGUCUCCAUGCUCCCAAUUUACUCAGGAGAUCUUGUCUUUUUCUACUUCCCAUGUAGAUUAGAUCUAUGUAUGUCUCUCUUUAGGGUCCUCAUUGUUGCCUAGGUUCUCUGGGAUUGUGAUUUGUAGGCUGGUUUUCUUGGCUUUGUGUUUUGAAAUCAUUUAUUAGUGAGUACAUGUGAUAAUGGUCUUUCUGGGUCUGGGCUACCUCACUCAAAAUAAUGUUUUCUAGCUCCAUCCGUUUGCCUGCUAAUUUCAAGCUGUCGUUAUUUUUUUCUGCUGUGUAGUACUCCAUUGCAUAAAUGUACCACAUUUUCCUUAUCCAUUUUUCAGUCGAGGGGCAUUUAGGUUGUUUCCAAGGUCUGUGUCAAAAAUCAGGUGUUCGAAAGGGUGUGGAUUAUAUAUCCGGGUCUUCCAUUCAGUUCCAUUGGUCCUCCUGUCUGUUUUUAUGCCAAUACCAGGCUGUUUUCAGUACUGUAGCUCUGUAGUAGAGUUUGAAGUCAGGGAUUGUGAUGCCUCCAUAAAUUCUUUUAUUGUAUAGGAUUGUUUUGGCUAUCCUGGGUUUUUUGCUUUUCAAUAUGAAGUUGAGUGCCGUUCUUUCGAGGUCUGUGAAGAAUUUUGCUGGGAUUUUGAUGGGCAUUGCAUUGAAUCUGUAGGUUGCUUUUGGUACAAUUGCCAUUUUUACUAUGUUGAUUCUGCCUACCACAAAGCAUCUUUGUGGAAGAUCUUUCCACUUUCUGGUGUCUUCUUCAAUUUCUUUCUUCAAAGAUUUAAAGUUCUUGUCAUACAAGUCUCCCACUUGUUUGGUUAGAGUUACUCCGAGAUAUUUUAUGCUAUUUGUAGCUAUUGUGAAGGGUGAUGUUUCUCUGAUUUCUUUUUUAGCCCAUUUAUCAUCUGUGUACAGGAGGGCCACUGAUUUUUUUUUUUUUUUUUUGGUUUUUCUAGACAGGGUUUCUCUGUAGCUUUGGUGCCUGUCCUGGAACUAGCUCUUGUAGACCAGGCUGGCCUCGAACUCCCAGAGAUCCGCCUGCCUCUGCCUCCUGAGUGCUGGGAUUAAAGGCGUGCACCACCACCGCCCGGCAUUGAUUUUUUUUUUUUUAAGUUAAUCUUGUAUCCUGCUACAUUGCUGAAAGUGUUUAUGAGCUGUAGAAGUUCCUUGGUAGAAUUUUUGGGGUCUCUUAUGUAAACUAUCAUAUCAUCAGCAAACAGUGAGAGUUUGACUUCUCCUUUUCUGAUAUGUACCCCCUUGAUCUCCUUUGAUGUCUUAUUGCUCUAGCUAGGAUCUCAAGAACUAUAUUGAAUAGAUAUGGAGAGAGUGGACAACCUUGUUUUUUCAGUGGGAUUGCUGUGAGUUUCUCUCCAUUUAACAUGUUGGCUGUUGGCUUGCUGUAUAUUGUCUUUAUUGUGCUUUGGUAUGUUCCUUGUAUCCCUGCUUUCUCUGAGACCUUUAUCGUGAAGGGAUGUUGUAUUUUGUUGAAAGCUUUUUCAGCAUCUAAUGAGAUGAUCAUGUGGUUUUUAUUUUUCAUUUUGUUUUUAUGAUGGAUUACAUUGACAGAUUUUUGUAUGUUGAAACAUCCCUGCAUCUGUGGGAUGAAGCCAAUUUGGUCAUGGUGGAUGAUGGUUCUGAUGUGUUCUUGGAUUCAAUUUGCCAGUGUUUUAUUUAGUAUUUUUGCAUCAAUGUUCAUGAGUGAGAUUGGUCUAUAUCUCUUUCUUAGUAAUGUCUUUCUGUGGUUUGGGUAUCAGGGUAAAUGUAGCCUCAUAAAAAGAGUGUGGCAAUGUUCCUUCUGUUUCUAUUGUGUGGAAUAAUUUGAGGAGUAUUGGUAUUAGUUCUUCUUUGAAAAUCUUGUAGAAUUUUGAGCUGAAACUAUCUGAUCCUGGGUCUUUUUUGGUUGGGAAACUUUUGAUGACUGUUUCUAUUUCUUCAGCAGUUAUAGGUCUAUUUAAUUUGCUUAUCUGGUCUUGAUUUAAUUUUGGUAAGUGAUAUUUAUCCAGAAAGUUGUACAUUUCCUUCAAGUUUUCCAAUUUUGAGUAUAUACAUAUAUACAGUUUCUACAUAUACAUGUGUGUUUUAUACAGUAUAUACAUAUAUAAAACAAACAUUUUUAAGUUGUUUUUAUUGAGCUAUGUAUUUUUCUCCACUCCCCUCUUUUCCUCUCCCCUUCUGCCCUCUCCCAUGGUCCCCAUGCUCUCAAUUUACUCAGGAGAUCUUAUCUUUUUCUACUUUCCAUGUAGAUUAGAUCCAUGUAUGUCUCUUUUAGGGUCCUCUUUGUUGGCUAGGUUCUCUGGGAUUGUAUAUUGUAGGCUGUUUUUUCUUUGCUUUAUGUCUAAAAGCCACUUAUGAGUGAGUAACAAGCUUCUUCUAAGAUAAGAUCUGGUAUGCGGCUCUGGCUGGCCUCAGACUCUCUCGUGCCACAGCCUCCCAGGUGCUGCACCGUUAGUCUUGGCCAGAACAUUUUUUUAAAGGCAUGUCACUUUUUCUUCAUGUGAAGAAAAUACACACAAGUAACUGUUUAACCAGAAAGCCUUGGGUUCCUGUUUCUAUGGGCCUGGUGUGCCGGACCACCUUUUGUUUCUUACAAGGUGUGGUGGGUACUUUGCACACAGUGACUCUGUUCUCAGCAAAGCCUUGCCAAAAGUUUUUCCUCGCCUGCUAGGUCUAGGUCCCUUGUACAGAUCCGCAUUUUGAUGUGCCGUGGCCUUAAUAAAAACAAGGGGUGUUUUACUCCAUAGGGGCCAGUUUCUGGGGCCAGCAUACGGUUCAGCCGGCAAGCACAGCAAACCUAGAAGCCUGAGCUCAGCCUCCAGAAUCUCCAUGAAGGUGGAAGGAGAAAACCAACUCUGCAGAACUAUCCUCUGACCUCUCGUGUGCACCUCCGUAGGGCUCUGGUUCUAGGCUGCAAGGGUAGAAGGGUAGAGCUUCCCUGGCUGCUGCCAUUGCAGUGUUGCCUGCCUGCUCUCUGUCCGUUUGCCUCUUGGUGUGAGACGGGAAGGGGCAAAGUGGAGAAAAGCGUGAACGUACAGCCCUGCCCAAAGCAUCUGGGAGGCCAGCAGGAAGAUGGUGAGUUUGAGUCUAGCCAGGAUUCCAGGGAGAGCCAUUGUGAGGCAAGGAAGGGGCGGUGCCGCUGAGGUCAGAGUGCAUCUGCCCCUGCGCUGCUGUGCUGGGUGUGGUGUGGUGGGUUUCCUGGAGUUUGCAGGCACUUGGUCAAGGUUGACUUUGGAUGUGCUGAUACCGUGCUGAGCAGAGAAAACUUUGUAGUGGGAUAAGUAAGUGAGCACUUGCUGGAAUCCGGGGCAGUACAUACAGCCCAGCCCCUCCGAUGUCCAGGAAUGGUAUCAGCACUUUUUUCCCUAUGCUCAGAGCCCAAAUAAACGACUCCCCAAAGCUGGA
Alexandromys fortis (reed vole) is the source of this 8070-nucleotide messenger RNA. It is a transcript of the gene Nup133, whose product is annotated as nucleoporin 133. Gene Ontology annotation, cellular component: nuclear pore outer ring. The coding region runs from base 784 to 4251 and encodes 1155 amino acids. The transcript has 26 exons. The record is from RefSeq and is a predicted model, not a curated record. Gene Ontology annotation, biological process: transcription-dependent tethering of RNA polymerase II gene DNA at nuclear periphery; protein import into nucleus; poly(A)+ mRNA export from nucleus. Gene Ontology annotation, molecular function: structural constituent of nuclear pore; protein binding. Lineage: Eukaryota; Metazoa; Chordata; Mammalia; Rodentia; Cricetidae.